Molecule: messenger RNA, 2127 nt
Organism: Aplysia californica (California sea hare)
Lineage: Eukaryota; Metazoa; Mollusca; Gastropoda; Aplysiida; Aplysiidae
Product: branched-chain-amino-acid aminotransferase, cytosolic
Biological process (GO): L-leucine biosynthetic process; L-valine biosynthetic process
Cellular component (GO): mitochondrion
Molecular function (GO): branched-chain-amino-acid:2-oxoglutarate transaminase activity
Source: RefSeq, a predicted model, not a curated record
GUACGAAAUGGGUCUCCUCGUCCGUGUCGCUCAGAGCUCCCGCCACCUGACCUUCAGCUCUGUCAGGCUCAUCUCUUCCUUCAAGGCAGAGGAACUGCAGGUCCGACUGACCAGCACCCCAGCGGCCAAGCCGGACAACGACAAGCUGACGUUUGGCCACCACUUCACUGACCACAUGCUGGAGAUUGAUUGGUCGGAGAAGCACGGGUGGGCGCCGCCGGUCAUCAAGCCUGUGACCACUCUCAACCUCCACCCGGCCGCCAAAGUCUUCCAUUAUGCCUGCGAGUCGUUUGACACAGCAGAAUUGUUGAAAUGCCUGAAGAAACUCGUCUCCGUAGAUCAAGAGUGGGUGCCCUACUCGGAGAAAUGCUCUCUCUACAUUAGACCGACUUUCAUCGGAAUAGAGUCUGAGUUCAAAGUGACGGAACAGAAACUGACCAUGUCCAGAUUCGUCAAAGCGAUCAGGGAAGGAAGGGUGAAGGAAGUGUUCGGGGCGGGCACAGCCUGUAUCGUGUGUCCGGUGGACAAGAUCCUGUACCAGGGCGAGGAGCUGGUCAUCAGCACCAUGAACGACCCGGAACACCUGACCCAGCGCUUCUACAAGGAGAUCAACGACAUCCACUACUACAGGAAAGCCCACCCGUGGAUGGAAACGAUUGAAGAAGACACUGAUGACGUGCUGCGGACGUUUGGAGCUCAGUGAAACCGGCCUGGCAGGAUUUCUGGCAGACAAAAUGAACUGGCAGUUGAACAAGCGCCUGAGCCACGGACAGACCCGCUGGCCUGCAGUCAGUCAGUGUGAGUGAGGACUCAGAAAGACAUUCUGGCAAAGCCUGGACUAAAGAUCCACUGACCCGUUUGGUGAUAGAUAGCUAACGUUUUCAAGGAUGUUGACAAAGUGUUAGAAUCGAAUUCUGUACAUACAAAGAUCGGUGUGAAUUUUGUUCUUGCUGUUGUGUGUUUUGUAUAUUUAUAUUAUGCCAAGGGGGAAAGUGAGGUGGCGGAAGGAGUGGGGUUGGGGUGGUUGGCCAUUUUUUCCCCCUUGGACUCAAUUUUUGGGAGGGACAUUUUGUCUCUUGAAUUGUCGCUGCUCAGAAAUAUUGGUGUCUAAACUCAUGAUUUCGUGAUUUUAAAUAUUUUUGAGGGCAGAUACAAAAGGAGAGCAUGCAUGAUGUGAUAUUACUGGUCUCCGUUCUGGGGUCUUCACUUCUUUCACGGAGUAAAAUUCCAUCUUUUUAUUCUGUAGUUUAACUUUGAUAUUCACGGGGAUAGAGUCUUUUAUUUAAUUCAUUUUUCUAAAAGGGGUGGGGGUGGGGGGGGGGGUGAUUUGAUGUUGAUAUCCCUGUAAUUUUUCCUGAUCAACAUCUUUGAUAUAGAUUUUUAUACUAGUCUCUUGUCACUCUUCUUUCUCAGUAUUCCUCGAUUCUUUCAGUGAACACUGAGGCCCUUUCGUCUUUUUUAUUUUUUACCUUUUUUUUUUAUUAAGGUGCAUUUUAGAUGACUGUUUCUCAGGUUUUGUGAAAAGAAUUAAUCAAAACUUUAGAAUGGAAUACUAUUGCAGUUUUAUUUUUACCACAAGUUCUUUUUUUCCAAGAGUAUUAGAUGAAGAAGGGAGACCAAUAUCCCCCUUGAGUGACUUAUCUAAGAGAGCAAUGUACUGUGCAGACUAAGACUCAUUGCCUACAAGGAAAAGCCAAAAUCUCUGAUGGAAUUUAAUAUAUGUAUUUGAGGCGUAGCAUUCUCAAAUGGUUAUGUGUUUUGUUACAAUGCUUCUUAUCUAUAAACAAAAAUUUGUCUAUCAUUCUAUUUUUUUGUCUAGUGUGAGUGAAUUUGAUUUGUCAGUCUGAAGCCAGUUAUAAAAAUGUAAUCAUCUGAUAUUUUUAUUUUGUCAGCUUUAUUCCCAAAAUGCCUGUGUCAUAUUUUGAAGUUUUGUGAAAAUGAAAGAAAAGAGCAAUUUAGAGAAAUUUAAAAAAAGAAACAACCCAUGAUUAGCAGCCUUGAUGUUUUUCAAUUAAAGACUCGGAAAGAAAUAGCAAAACAAAAUGGAACUACACUAUAAGACGCCCCUUAAUGUCCUCAUUAAAAAACGGCUUGUCUGGCAAUACAAAAAAACAAACAAACAAAAAA